Rhipicephalus sanguineus (brown dog tick) is the source of this 1968-nucleotide messenger RNA. RefSeq lists its product as uncharacterized. The record is from RefSeq and is a predicted model, not a curated record. Gene Ontology annotation, molecular function: FMN binding; oxidoreductase activity. The transcript is spliced from 9 exons. Lineage: Eukaryota; Metazoa; Arthropoda; Arachnida; Ixodida; Ixodidae. The coding region runs from base 536 to 1642 and encodes 368 amino acids.
CGCCUCAGCGAGCGGUAAGGGAGGGCCAAAGCGUGUCACCAAAGCAGAGCGACCCGGUGAAUCGAACAGAACCGCUGACACAAGAAAUUCUGCCGUUUCUGAAGCCGCAGCCCAGCAAGACCCAGCCGCUUCAAAAACCUUGGACGUGGCGAGUUCUAAGCGACACGUAGACGUGCAACCUCGUCUCGGACUGAAUAGCCCCUCAGGCCAGCCUCACUACGCUUUCCCACAAAUCUUCGGCCAAGGUUUCGGUCCACCAGCGCAGGUCGGACCUCCUUUCGAUGUGGACUUCGACCACAGCCGUGCACUGCACCAAGAAGGCCUAGGGCGCCAGGAUCCAGGAAUAAACCAGAACUUCAGUCCGGGACCAAACUUGAACCAAUUUCCAGGGUCUGCUGCGGACGGCACAUCACCAGCGGUACUCGGAGCCGGACCUCAAGGGAAUGGCCCCAAUGCUUUAGGUAAUCGUCCAGACGGGAGUAGCCGCGCCAAGGUGCCGCCCAUCGAGCUGUCGUACGACUCGGACGUUGUGACCAUGGCCGACAUCGAGAGGCUGGGAGAUGCCAAACUGGAGCGCACCGUUCGUGGCUACUACGACAGCGGAGCCGACAGGGAACAGACACUGAGGGAGAACGUGCAGGCUUUCUCCAGGCUCCGCUUCCGACCCCAGGUGCUAGUAGACGUGUCCAAAACAAGCACGGCCACAACUGUGCUCGGCCGGGAGAUAUCAAUGCCGAUUGGCAUAGCACCAUCGGCAAUGCAGAAGAUGGCCCACCCGGUCGGAGAAGUGGGAACCGCUAAAGCGGCCGAGGCGGCAGGUACAGUGAUGAUUCUGAGCACCUUGAGCACCACAUCGAUGGAGGACGUGCGUCGGAGCGCGCCGAACUGCCUGCUGUGGUACCAGCUGUACGUCUACCGGAACCGCUCACUCACGGAAUCGCUGGUCAGGCGUGCUGUCCAGGCGGGAUACUCGGCACUGGUGCUCACCGUCGAUGCCCCCGUGUUCGGACUCAGGGUGGCCGACGUCAAGAACAACUUCAGCCUGCCACCGGGCCUCAAACUGGCCAACCUGGAAGGCUCCCUCUCCGAGCUGUCGUCCAUGUCCAGCUCGGGGCUGACCGAGUACACAAACAAGCUGUUCAGCCCGUCCGUCACGUGGGAGGAUGUGCCCUGGCUUCGAAGAAUCUCGGGUCUUCCCAUCGUCAUCAAGGGCGUCGUGACGCCUGAAGCAGCAAUGUACGCGCAAACGUACGGCGCAGCCGCUAUCUUGGUGUCCAAUCACGGAGGUCGCCAGCUCGACGGAGCACCUGCAACGAUCGAGGCCCUUCCCGAGAUCGUGGCGGCGACUCGGGGUCGCAUGGAGGUCUACAUGGACGGUGGAGUGCGGAGCGGCGCCGACGCGGCGAAAGCGCUCAGCCUGGGCGCACGAGCCGUGUUCGUGGGAAGGCCCGCCCUGUGGGGGCUCUCGUACAACGGCACGGAAGGUGUCGCCAGAAUGCUUGACAUACUGAGAUCCGAGUUUGAGCGAACCAUCGCAUUGCUAGGAUGUCCAGACUCCAACAAACUUACUUCGAGGUACGUCGUCCGAGAAGAGUACUACUCGCAACUCAACUGGCGAAAUUUCCCUCGCCAGGAACUUUGAACAAAUAGGGAAUUUUUCGCGCCGCCUUAGUUUUGAAAAAGAUUUGGAGUGAGUGCAACCCGUGAACUCUCAAAGGUUCAAGUUUGCGAGGUUUGACGUAGGCUCUCCGAUCCACAGAGAUUCACCUCCAAGCCACGCUGACGCUGCGUCGACUGCAAGUUUCACUAUCUUGCAAAAUGGGAAGAUUGAGAGUGUACGAAGAAAUUGUCGCUCAAAUGGUCGCUCAAUUGUGUAGGCUGCAACUACAGAGUCAAUCUUUCGCACCAUAAUUCAAGCGAAACACCGUGUACCAAGGGAGAUACUGGCGAUUAAAGAAAUACUUUCCU